GCGUAUGUGUGUUUGUUUAUGUGCGUCUUCGUAGAAAAGCUUCUGCGUGUAGGGAUGCAGAGGUAGCAUUCUCUCUGUCGUCGGGUGGAUCGUCUGCCUCGUCCUGUGUUCCUGGGCCGAACGCAGAGCGGUCUCCCCUCUCGCGUUUCUUUCUUCUUCCUUGCAACCUCUCGCCAUGGCGGAGUUCCACCUCGCCGCCUCGCAGGUGGCGGAAAUGUCGGUGGAGGAACUCCACGAGCAGCUUCAGCGACUGCCUCGACAGGACUGGCCUCGCGCGGUCGCUCGACUUCCAGUCGAGAAGAAGAGGGAACUGUGUCGCCUCCUCUCGCGGAGACACACUGAGAAAUCGAGAGCUUCUCCCUCGUCUCCCACCGCUUCUUCCUCUUCUUCCUCCUCUGCCUCUUCUCUCGCUUCGUCUCCGAAGGCGCUCCACACCUCUGAGGCUGCGAGCGAAGGUGUCUGUACACCUGAGCCGUCUGACUCGGCGGCACAGGGGUCUCGAGCUCGCGAACCGCCCUCUGCUUCGGCGGGAGACUCCCAGGCGACAUGUCGCGCGUCCGGACGCCUCCAGCCAGCUGUCGCUGCGCGGGAGAGGAGACCGGAGAGUGUGGAGCCGCGAGGCCGAAAUUUCGUUAAGAGCGAGCGGCAACUCUCUCCCUCGGCUGGCAACAAAGCGUCUUCGAGUGACCCCGCCUCCAGGCUCGCCCCUCGCUCCGGUGUAUGUACAGUUCACAGCGAGAAGAAGCGGAAGACGCAUCCGUACGGACUUCCGUCGCUGCCUCUCUCAGGUUUCCUCCCUCUGCUCUGUCCCCCUGCCUGGGGCUUUGACCUCUGUCGUUCCGCGCCAGCAGCGUCCUCCACUCUCACGCCCCCUUCUGCUUCUUGUUCGUCUUCCUCCUCUUCUUCCUCGUCUUCUGCGUCUCUGUGUGGGCGUCGAGGAGAGGAGGGAGACUCAGAGAGAUUCGUCACGUUUCGACGACAGCUGUUUGCGGGGCUUCUGCAGCCGUCGUCUCCGACCGCGACUUUGUUUCGACCUCUGGAGGAACUGGCCUUUGUCUCGGGACUCAUCGAACGGCUGCGAGAAGAGAGUCAGGACCCUCUGCCUUCGCGCAGCAUCCCGCCUCCCGCCCUGGCGACGCGCGUUCUCGCGGUGUAUCUACACUGCUGGCUCGCUGCGUUUCUCCAUGCGUUCCACGCCGACACCGUCUUCGCCUACUGCACCUGUCCGGCGAGCGAAGUUGAGGAUCGAGACGGCUCUCUCGGUUGCUCCUCUCGCGCUGGAGGCGACGCGAAGGGCAAGCUUGCGUUCUCCGACAACGACGACGAGGCGACGCGCGAGCCAAGAAGGAGAGCACUCUCUGGGGACUUCUUCCGCGCGCCGUCCAAGUGUCGCGGGUGUCUCGCCGUCACCAAGAGGCUGCAUGGAACGGCCAACUGGCGGCGGUUCCUCGAAAGAUACUUUCCUGUUGAAGUGGCGCGCUUCGCCUCCGUCGCCUCCGCCCAUCAAUCUGCAGCGCGAGCCUUGGCGUCAAAUUCCUCUUCUCUCGCUUCUUCGUUUUUCUCUUCGUCUUCCUCUUCUCUCUCUUCUUCUUCCUCUUCUCUCUCUUCCUCUUCCUCUUCCCUCUCUUCCGCUACCUCUUCCCUCGCUUCUUCUUCGUUUUCUCUGCUGCCUCUUCCACUGCGUCCGCAGUACGUAUGUGUGGAGCAGCCGUCGGCGUCCGAACUUUCCUCCGCAACCGCAGACCUCAGUCCUGCGGAGAGAGGCCUCAGAGCGGCGGAGGCGGCCCAGCGGCUGCUGCAUCCCGAGAGGCGAUUCGAGGAGCGCCUGGAGCUGCUGCAUGUUCGAAGUCGCAGCCUGGGUGCUCCUGCGUACAGACGCUUCGCAGAGGCGCGCUCGAGGCAACUGCUCAGAAAGACGCUCCAGGCUCUGCCGUUCCGCACUGCCUUUGCGCAGCUCGCGACGCAUGUCUGGGCGCUUCCAGCGAAGCCGCCGCCUGUCGACGCAGUCCGCGGGGAGGCCGAGAACGAAGCGACGAAGAAGCCAAGGACCUCUGCCGCAGAAAUCCCAACAUCCGGAGCCAAGGAACGUGAGGAGGACGCGAGAGAAGGCGGAGAAGACGAAGGCAGAGGACGGGUGGCAGGCGUCGUGCCAGCCGGGCAAAUCACUCAACUCUUUCUCUUCAUCGUCAACGACCGCCUACAGACCUGCGCCGAGCUCGCGCUGAGGUGUAUGUACACCUGGCGAGAGCAGGCCCAAGGGAGGAGCGACGAGGCGAGAGUCGCGGGGGAUGCACAGGAGACGAAUGCGUUGUUUUCCAGUGCAGACUUUAGGCAGAGUCCAGAGAGGCAGAGGGCCUUGCUGUCUCUCGGCGCGGUCGCGCGGGGCUGGGGGCUGGCGGAGCCACUUGAGGCAGGAGACGGCGAAGCGCCCAGGAACGCGACGCGAGACAAGCGAGACGAAGAACAGGGAGCCGCUGUGGCAGCAGCGGCUAACCUUCUUUUUCACUGCGUCGAUCAGCCUCUGUUCAACAUUCUUGGCUCGUUUCCUCUCUUCUCGUCUGCCUGCGCGGUCGUCGACGUCAGUUCGAAGAAGAAAAAGCGCCGUCCGUCUUAUUCGCCUUCCUCAUCGCCUUCUUCCGCGUCUUCUUCCUCCUCGUCGUCUUCUGUUUCUCCCGCUUCUUCCUCUUCCUCGUCUCCUUCGUCGCGUUCUUCCUCGUCCUCUCCACAGGAGCAGAACCGAGAACAUAUGCGUUCUGCUUGGUUCUCUUCUGUGAAAGUGGAAGCGACAGGCGCCGCGAAGGAGAGAGAAAUGGGUCUCCGCGAGUCGCAGCAGGCAGAGGGAGGACGUGACUCGCGGCGGAACGAAGAUGAGUUCGUCGGUCCGUCUCGCCCGCUGUCGGACUCCCUCGUCCCUGCCAACGCAGAGGAAACAGAAGGAUCUGCUCGCUGGUCGGCCCUCAUCGACGCGGCAAUAGAUUUCUGCGUCCGCAGAGAAGAGGAAACGUCACCUGCUUCUUCGCCUUCUUCUCCUUCUUCCUCUUCUUCCUCUUCUUCCUCUUCUUCUCCCGCGUCCUCUUCGUCGCGCCAGGGAGAGACUGGGGGAAGGAAAGGACGCGGGUGCAAGCGUCGACGCAGUCGGAGUGACGAAGAAGGGAGCGAGGAGAGAGACGCAGAGAAGGAACAGAACGAAAAGAAAGCAGAGAAAGGAAAGAAAGAAGAGAAAGAAGGCGACAAGUGGAGGCUGCCAGGAAUCGAUUUGUGUGGAGCGUUUGUCGCUGUGCGCGUGCAGCAGCUCUGGACGGCAAGUCAGGGCCAAGGGGAUUGCCGAGAGAUGAUCAACCAGGCUCUGCGAGAGUGGCGCACUGCAGGCGCUGCCUUGGCCUCCGGCAGUUUGCCAGACGAGGGGAAAAGCGAAGAUGGACGAGGAGAAGUCUGCGAAAUCCAGGAAGAAAGUGACGCAUGCACUCAGUCUGUCAAACUCCUCCUCUCCCUCCAUAAGCAGCUACGUCAGAUGUACGAACACAUGGCGGCCGCGAGCAGGAUGGCUGCUUUGCUGUCGCUUCUGCGGUCCUCUUCGCCCCGUGUUCAGCAGCCGCGGUUUCUCAGUAUGCGCGAGCUUCUGGAUGUGAACUGCCUCUUGCAAGCGCAGGCUUCGCUCCUCUCUCGGAACGCCUCGCGCUUCCUCUCACGCACCCGCAAAGCCUCAAAAAGGACGGCGAAAAAAGAAGAAGAGGGAGAAGAAGGAGAGCGAGAAGAGGCAGACUAGGGCGUGGAAGCAGAAACCGGAGAAGCAGAGGGAGCGAAAGGUGAAGUGACGCAGAGACAGUGAAACGCGUGCAAUGGGGAGGACGGGAGACGAAGCAGAGGCCGGUUAGAAGAUAUGCCAAGAGAAGAGCUGAGGGAGAGAAGAGCUGAGGGAGGAAAAACGACGGGAGAAAAGAGAGGACGAGGAAUAAGAUAGGGGCGACAACACUCAAAAGCGAGAGAACGCAUGCAACCAAGAGAUGAAGGAACCGUACAAACAGCGACAAGUGGAAGGAGAGAA
Toxoplasma gondii ME49 is the source of this 4045-nucleotide messenger RNA. RefSeq lists its product as hypothetical. Lineage: Eukaryota; Apicomplexa; Conoidasida; Eucoccidiorida; Sarcocystidae. The record is from RefSeq and is a predicted model, not a curated record. The transcript has 8 exons. Bases 176 to 3766 code for a protein of 1196 amino acids.